AUGGAGGAAUUUGAAGACGCAGAGGCUCCUCCUGCAGAGGAUCUGGUCCAGUGCCACAUUUGUCAAAUCUUUUUCCCUAAAGUCUUGGAGAAGCAUGCUAAAAUCUGUCAAAAGUCAGUAGUCAAAAGAAGGAAGACUUUUGACUCCAGUAGACAGAGAGCUGAGGGAACAGACAUCUCCGUACUCAAACCUAUCAAACCAAAGUCACACAGUUCAUCCACUGAGAAAGCAGAACCCCCUAAGAAGCCAUCCAAUUGGCGCAAGAAACAUGAGGACUUCAUAGCUACCAUCCGGGCUGCAAAGAACAUCACUCAGGCUAUGAAAGAUGGGGGGCCAUUACCCCCACCUCCUCCUCCUACUUAUGACCCAGACUAUGUUCAGUGCCCUUUCUGUGAGCGGCGGUUCAAUGAGAGCGCAGCUGACAGACACAUCAAGUUCUGCCAGGAGAAAGCCGCCCGUAUGCCAAACAAGGGCAAGUUAGGAGAUGCAAAGAAGCCUCCUGCACGCACAGAGUCCAAGCCUCCUGCUUUAGUAAAGAAGAUGAACUCUCCUGCUGUGUCGACCAUCCCUUCGGCCUCCUCUCGUUUACCCCAGAGAUCAGGCCUUGGCCAGCCCUCUGGAAUCCCAUCUAGUAGGACCACGUCUGCAGGUAUAGUGAGGAAUAACCCCUCUGGUUGCGCAACCCCUCCAUCAGGUGUGGGAGGUAAGACCAGAGGAGUGGGCUCUGGCUACGGUCCUGUGAGGAACUCGCCGUCUGGGACUGCACCCAACAAGAAGAAAGUAGACACAUACAUAUCAAGGAAUGAUGUCGAUGGCAGUAAUGACAUUGCAAACGGUGGGAUGAAGAGCAAGUUCUGUCAUGCUUGUGGGACCAGAUUUCCUGUUGAGUCUGCCAAAUUCUGCUGCGAGUGUGGUGUCAAGAGGAUGUGUCUUUGAAGGAGCUUAGGAAAAAGUAAAUCACAUGAACGCACCGGUACUCAAACUAGAAUCAGUUUCACCAAACCUAUGAUGAAUUGAAAAGUUCCUGUCGGUCUGUAUUUUCAUGCUUGACUCUAAUUUCGUAGCAGUAAAUUGAUCAUAUGAGGCUGUGAAUUUUCUUUCGUAAUCGCUGGUUAGUCAUGGAAUUUGCUGGUCAACACACUUAUCCCAUAAACUUGUACUUUAGGUGUGUACUAAAAAGUAUAACUUUUACGAUCUUUAAACUGUAACCACCCUACUCUGCACUAUAUUUUGCAUAUUGCUAAUAAGGAUUUUUGACUGUAUGCAGGUGGAAUUCUGACAUGAGCUUAUCAGGAAAAAAGUAACGUACGGGUCAGGUUCAUGAUAGUAUGUGAAAUGAUUGACACAUAAAGAACAAACACAGCUCAUUAGGUUUUAAUAAGCAUCCUUCCAAUUGUUGGAUACGCCCUCAACAAUGCACAUUUUGUCCAUCAGUGGACAAAAUGUACAAGAUUAACGACCUAAAGAAUCUGAAAUAUAUUUAAACAAUUUGAAGCCAGUAGUGCGUCUUUAGAAGAGGUUGGACAAGAGAUGAGUCAGAGUAGAAAAAAGCUAAGAUGUGGGUUCUAAAAUGUAAAAAAGAAGUAAAGACAAAGUGUUAAUGACUCUUUAGAGGUGAGUGUGAAUGCCCCUACAAUUCAAUUCCAGUCAACCCUGACCUGAAAGUCAGUUCCUUAGCCCCUGUUUCCUAUGCCUCCUCAGAAUACAGAGUAGACUCUUAAAGUGCAAUGUCAUUGACUACUGAAAAAAACUGAAAUUUUGGAAAGAUAUUGUAAUGUUUUGUCAGGGACAAGUCCAAUGAACAAGCUUUCAUAGCUCCCUCUUAGGUCACUUUCCAGACAAGGUUUGUUUCCAGUAAUCUCAUUACAAUCAUAAGCCUGACCUUUCCAGAUAUUUGUAGUAUUUAAUCCGACAGUUUUAGUCCUACUUUUUCUACUAUUUAUUUUCUUAUACACUUUCAUUUUUACUGAUGAACAAUGACUGCACCUUUUUUUUUUGUUGAUGAGUUGAAAUGUGUUUUUAUUUGGAUUUGAAUGAAACCUAAAUGCACCUGAAUGUGUUUGCAGUUGCUUUUCCUUGACAGUGUUUCUCUUAAGUCAGUAUUCAUUUCAUUUAGCUAGUCAAUAGUGAAUUAACACUAGUCAUUUUAAAUGCUCUGUACAGGUUUGGUUUAUUUCUCUGCUUGAUAUGACAAACAUCAUACAGUUGUUAGAUACACUAAGAGGGAAAAGCCUCUGCUCCAGGUGUGUAUUUAUCCUUCAUUAACCACAAAACUAUUCAGAGAUUAAUUAUUAUAAUCUUUGAUCCCUUUGGGAAGAAAAGGAAUUCAUUUCAAGUCACAAGAAGCAAGCUAAAUGUACGUAACAUGACAAGAUAUCAAAUGUGUGCUUACUUGUUGGUGACAGUUGUGAGGCAGGAUACGGUUGUGCAUUUAAUGCCAUAUAUAUUUGUUUUCAAUAAAUUUCUAAGAAGAAAAA
This is a messenger RNA of Labrus bergylta (ballan wrasse), 2477 nucleotides long. It is a transcript of the gene zc2hc1a, whose product is annotated as zinc finger, C2HC-type containing 1A. The record is from RefSeq and is a predicted model, not a curated record. NCBI's taxonomy places the organism in Eukaryota, Metazoa, Chordata, Actinopteri, Labriformes, Labridae.